UCGUCGGCCGGACCACGAGUCCCGUGGUGCCCCGCGGCUGGCCGCGCAGGCGCAGUGAGUCAGUGCCGGUCGGUCCUGUAGGCGGAGGGGCAGCGGCUGGGUUGAACGGCGUCUGAAGGGGUCGCCGAGCGAGACGGGGCGGGGCGGCCGGCACCAUGUCGAGGCAGGCGAACCGUGGCACCGAGAGCAAGAAAAUGGUAACUUGGAGCCCGUGACCUCGGCGGGCGGGACGGAAUUGAGGCGUCCUGGGGAAGGGGCCCGGCUCGAGCGCGAGCGCGAGCGCGAGGUGCGAUCGGGAAAGGGCCCCUCUGUGAGCUCUGGCCGGGGAAGCCUGCUUGGUGGACCGCUGUGGGGGCCUCGCGGGCCUGAGGCAGGUUGUAGGACGGCUGGAGAAACUCCCCCAGGAGACCCCUUUCGCGUGGAGACCCCGCCCCCGAGGCCUGUGUGCAUCUCUGUGCUAGGCCAACAACAACGACGAGCUCUGAGCUCUUCACCCUGACCUAUGGGGCUCUGGUCACCCAGCUAUGCAAGGACUAUGAAAACGAUGAAGAUGUGAAUAAACAGCUGGAUAAAAUGGGCUAUAACAUUGGAGUCCGACUGAUUGAAGAUUUCUUGGCACGGUCAAAUGUUGGAAGGUGCCACGACUUUCGGGAAACUGCGGAUGUCAUUGCCAAGGUGGCGUUCAAGAUGUACUUGGGCAUCACUCCAAGCAUUACUAAUUGGAGCCCAGCUGGUGACGAAUUCUCCCUCAUUUUGGAAAAUAACCCCUUGGUGGACUUUGUGGAACUUCCCGAUAACCACUCAUCCCUUAUUUAUUCCAAUCUCUUGUGUGGGGUGUUGCGGGGAGCCUUGGAGAUGGUCCAGAUGGCUGUGGAAGCCAAGUUUGUCCAGGACACCCUGAAAGGAGACGGUGUGACAGAAAUCCGGAUGAGGUUCAUCAGGCGGAUUGAGGAUAACCUCCCAGCUGGAGAGGAGUAACCAUCCCUAGGACUUGAGGACAGCCAGCAGAGCACUUGCUGAAAUCAGCAAGCCUCUAGAGCUCAGUGACUCUUUAACAUGGAUGUUGUAUAUUCUUCUAACUUUGUUUCCAUUCUCCAGCCUAAUAAAGAACAGACUGUGAUAUAGUCCAUUUACCCCAUAUGUGCACAUUUAGGAGGGAAGUUAUUUGCUCCCUUUCCCUUCAGAGGGGCUGGAUGUAAAUCAUCCUUGGUUGGACUAGAAAGAGCUCACAUCAUUUUACAUUCCUGUUUGAAUUUUCCAAAGCAAAAACCACUUUGACCCCAUGAGGAGGCAAGCCUGGUACAUUUAUCCCUGGGCCUUCAGAAGGCCAUUGGCAAAUGGUUGUAGGGGUUGUGGGGUGGAGAGAGGAAGGGCUGGGAGGGGAUGGGUAGGAGUUGUUAGCUGUAGUGUGACACACUGAAGUGCUUGCCAGGAAAGGAGCCAGUCAUGCCGGAAACGCUGACUUCUGGGAAGCUACCCAGGUCUCAUUCCUCCCUGCUGUUUGGAGGCAACAUCUCCUCUUUUGCAGAGGGGCCAUCCUUUUUUCUUACAAAUUCUUCAAUAAAGACACAUUCUUGAGUGAAAUCCCA
Carlito syrichta (Philippine tarsier) is the source of this 1589-nucleotide messenger RNA. RefSeq names its product trafficking protein particle complex 3 (gene TRAPPC3). Gene Ontology annotation, biological process: intra-Golgi vesicle-mediated transport; endoplasmic reticulum to Golgi vesicle-mediated transport. NCBI's taxonomy places the organism in Eukaryota, Metazoa, Chordata, Mammalia, Primates, Tarsiidae. The transcript is spliced from 5 exons. Bases 574 to 978 code for a protein of 134 amino acids. Gene Ontology annotation, cellular component: cytosol; cis-Golgi network membrane; TRAPP complex. The record is from RefSeq and is a predicted model, not a curated record.